Messenger RNA from Drosophila serrata, 2979 nucleotides. It is a transcript of the gene sm, whose product is annotated as heterogeneous nuclear ribonucleoprotein L. The record is from RefSeq and is a predicted model, not a curated record. Gene Ontology annotation, biological process: mRNA processing. Gene Ontology annotation, cellular component: nucleus. Gene Ontology annotation, molecular function: RNA binding. NCBI's taxonomy places the organism in Eukaryota, Metazoa, Arthropoda, Insecta, Diptera, Drosophilidae.
ACUAGUGCAUUUCUUAUCGGUUAACGCGGACGCUAUUCUUUGAUUGAACAAUUAUGUGAUUUUUUCGUUCAAAAUUCAGAAAAUCGUAACAGAGAAGAAACCGGAAAUAAAGAAGUGAAACAAACUGAAAUCGAAGCAAAUUCCUCGAACUGAAAAUCGGCAAACAAAUUUAGUGUGCAAUCCAAAUUAAUUUUUUGCAUUGUUCUUGUUGUUGUUGUUGCCGUCGUGCCACCAUUUUCUGGUAAAUCCAACAUACAAGAACAGCCAGCGAAGAAACGGAAAAUUUAACACGCAAAUUAAAAGUGCAAUAAAAAAGCUGAAAGUGUUUUUACACUGCGCUAAAGAAGGAAGUUGAAGAUAGUAAAUAAAUGAGAAGAGCCACAGCAACACCACCAUAAAAAACUACAACAACCAACAACCAACAACAUACCACAUCAACACCAACCAACAAAAACAAAUAUCUACAACUCAUUUCUCUCGCUGCAGAGAUCCGAGUGUGAGCUAUAUAAAAUCGCGCGCGAGUUUCCAAAGCGUUUCCCCCGCUCCCCCUCUCUAAAAAUCGAUCGAAUUGAUCGAAAAUCGCGCGCAUUCGUCGCACGUAACUGAAUAAUAUAUAUUUCUCGCGCGACCACUGGGCUCAGGCCACAAAAAUCCGCCAAAAUUCUACACCAACAAACUUUAAUCAGCCCCGAGAUUUCGCUCCAGUUCGCAACGGCGACCACAAUGCCCUACAACGGCGCUAGCAAUGGCAGCGGCGGUGGAGGCGCCAGCAGCGGCGGCGGAGGAGGGGCCACCAUAGUCGUCACCGAGGGGCCGCAGAAUAAAAAGAUCCGCACCGGUGUCCAGCAGCCCGGCGAGAAUGACGUGCACAUGCAUGCUAGGUCCACACAACAACAGAACCAGCAGCAAGCACUUAUGAACAAGUCAAAUGACGAUGUACGGAGAAAGCGUCCAGAGACUACACGGCCAAAUCACAUUCUACUCUUCACAAUCAUAAAUCCCUUCUAUCCCAUCACAGUUGAUGUCUUGCACAAAAUCUGUCAUCCACAUGGCCAAGUGCUGCGCAUUGUCAUAUUCAAAAAGAAUGGCGUUCAGGCCAUGGUUGAGUUUGAUAAUUUAGAUGCAGCCACAAGGGCGCGUGAGAAUCUAAAUGGAGCUGAUAUCUAUGCUGGAUGCUGCACCUUGAAAAUUGACUAUGCCAAGCCGGAAAAGUUAAACGUAUAUAAGAAUGAGCCCGAUACCAGCUGGGACUAUACGCUGAGCACAGUUAAGGAGAUUGGAAAUGGCCGCUCGCCAUUACUGCAGGAGCCACUAUACGGUACACGACCUCAGCCCUACAGUAAGUCGCUGUUUUCUAUACCCGAAAAUGUUGUUAUGCUUGAGAGCCAGCCACCGCUAUUGGGACCAGGCGCCGCCUUCCCGCCAUUCGGAGCACCCGAAUAUCAUACCACCACACCGGAGAACUGGAAGGGUGCCGCCAUCCAUCCCACCGGGCUGAUGAAGGAGCCAGCCGGAGUUGUGCCCGGACGCAAUGCUCCGGUGGCCUUCACACCACAGGGCCAGGCUCAGGGUGCCGUCAUGAUGGUGUAUGGCCUGGACCACGACACUUCCAACACGGAUAAGCUCUUCAAUUUGGUUUGCCUGUACGGCAACGUGGCAAGGAUCAAGUUCUUGAAGACCAAAGAAGGCACCGCCAUGGUGCAAAUGGGCGAUUCCGUGGCCGUUGAGCGCUGCGUACAGCACUUGAACAACAUUCCCGUGGGCACUGGCGGCAAAAUACAGAUCGCAUUCUCCAAGCAGAAUUUCCUAUCCGAGGUGAUCAAUCCGUUCUUGCUGCCGGAUCACACACCCAGCUUCAAGGAGUAUACCGGCUCCAAGAACAAUCGUUUCCUAUCGCCGGCCCAGGCCAGCAAGAAUCGCAUUCAACCACCGAGCAAGAUUUUGCACUUCUUCAACACACCACCCGGAUUGACCGAGGACCAGCUUAUUGGUAUCUUCAAUAUCAAGGAUGUGCCGGCCACAUCGGUCCGCCUGUUCCCCUUGAAGACCGAGCGCUCGUCCUCUGGACUGAUUGAAUUCCCCAACAUCUCGCAGGCUGUGUUGGCCAUAAUGAAGUGCAACCAUCUGCCUAUUGAGGGUAAAGGCACCAAGUUCCCCUUCAUCAUGAAGCUGUGCUUCUCCUCAUCGAAGAGCAUGAAUGGAGCCUGGAACAAUGCGACCAGCGAGGGCAUGAUCGAGAAGGAGAACGAGGUGGACACCAAAGUGGACAUCUACAAUUGAGAUUUGAUAACGAUUGUGUAAGCAAAGCAAACGACAUCCCAGCUUAACUAUCACACAAUACAGAACCACCAUAUAUAAUAUAUAUAUACCGAUGAAGGAGAAGAAGCGUUCGUCGACUGACAAGCAAGAAAAAACGGAAGAUAACAAGCAGGAAAUAGACAAAAAAGACAACAACAACAACAGCAGCUUCUUCACGUACCGAUAAUGGCUUACACACUCGACACAACAUCAACAACAACAACAUCAUCAACAUCAACAUCAACAUCAGCAACAUCAUCAUCCUGAAGAAAGAUCGCUGCGACAGUAACUGAUGAUUAUCCGAAAACGAAUUGAAUACGGCAAAUUGAUUACAAUUACCAAGAACAAUUAACAAUUAACUAACUAAAACACUUUAGAUGACAGCAGUGCGACAGCUAGAUGUCCUAGCUAGUAACCAAGCAUCGCAAACGCAUGUAACUUUUCUACGAGCCAUUUUUGCAUAGACUUACUGAAUUCACCCCAAAAGACAAUUCAGCUUAUUACUAUGACAAUGCAGCCUAUGUACGAUAUGGCCUCGUUCAAAAGCCAAAACAGGAUAAUGAACACACAAUUCUUGAUAUGAUGUAUACACGUACACACUACAUUACAUUACAUCCCAUUAUAUUACAUGCGUUUGUGUUGGAUAGAACAACAACAACAACAAAACAUGCAAAAAAAAAA